GGGCGGGGGGGGGUGUGAGGGCGGUACCACCCGGCGCCGGGGCGCAGGGUGGGAGGAAGCAAUGGCGCGGCGGCGGUGCGGGGUCCCGGCGCCCCGCCCGGGCUCCCCGGGGCCGUUGUCCCCGCAGCUCGGCGCCUCCCGGCCGGCGGAGCUGGAUCAGCGCCUCGCCGCGCUGGUGGAGGAGCUCACCACCUCGGGGGAGCCGCGGCUGCAGCCGGCGGGGAUGAAGGAGCUGAAGAAAAUCUGCAAGUCUUCAGAAGAACAUAUCAACCAUGCCUAUCACCUGCUGACAACGCGGCUCAAUGAGGAGCACGCCGAGAUACGCUUCUCGGCUUUUCAGAUCGUGCAGGAGUUGUUCACCCAAUCCCAUAAAUUCCGGACGCUGAUUAUUUCCAACUUCCAAGAGUUCUUGGAGCUGACGGUGGGGAUAGACCAUGAGCAGCCUCUUCCCCCGCCCAAAGAAGUGGCACAGAAACUGAGGAAGGCAGCCAUUCAGUCAGUGCAAGACUGGCAUGAGAAAUAUGGAGAGGCCUACAAGAAGCUUUCUCUAGGAUACCACUUCUUAAAGCACAAUAAGAAGGUGGAUUUUCAAGAUGUGCAUGCCCGAACAGUGGCUGAAAGGAGGAGGGAAGAGGAGAAGCAAAAACGACUGGAUAACAUUUACAAAGAAAAAGCCAAAAGAGCUGAAAAAGAAAUGGAAGAAAUGUCCCAAGAGAUUGCCAACACAUUGACAGAGAUGGAAAACUGUUUCCAGCUUCUGAUGCCAGAUCCUUUUGACUUCACUGUGAAUGACGUGGAACUGGAACCCAACAAACAAACGUCUGCUGUAGAGGAUAGACCUGCAUCCUGCUUGUCCUCCCAGGUGGAAGUUAACCAGUCCUGUUUUGGAUGCAUGGAUGAUGAACAGCCAUGCUGCAGCAAGGACAUUGUUUCUGUUUCUCAGUGUGUUAAAACUGACAAAACCGAAGAGUUAGAUGAGAAACAGGAGAAGGAUGAGCAAAAAGAAUUAGAUGGAGGCACAUGCUCAGAAGUUCAGCCUGGUGACCCUGCUCUCGAUGAUGAUGAUUACCAGACUUUUGUUAGGAACCAUGGGCUUAUUUCACAUAAGUAUACUCUAGACCUUGAAAUCUCCACAGAUAUAAAAGUGCAUGAGAAUGAAGAUAACACUGCCAUAAUAAACAAUGUCAUGGAUGCUUACAAACUUCUCAGAAAUAAGUUCUGGCCUUCCGUGCAGUCCUGGAUUCAGUUAUUUACCAGAGCAGGAAUAAAUGAUGAUCGGCUAAGAUGUGCCAUUGAUCUCAAGAAUAAAUUGGAGACUGCUAUGAAGAAAUACAAGGAAAUGAACAUUUCCUUCAAAGCACGAAAAAGAAAAGGGAUGAAAGCCUCGGAUGACGAUGAUGAUGAUGAUGAGGAUGAAGAUGAAUUUGUGGAGGUCCCUGAGAAGGAAGGUUAUGAGCCCCACAUUCCAGACCACCUGCGUAAGGAAUAUGGGCUAGAGCCCCAGUCACCUCCAAAAGCACCAGUGGGGAAGACAUCAACAAGACCAGCUCCGCUGAGCUCCCGCACCCGGACAAGAGGGAAUGAAGAUGAACUUGAUCCAACCUGUGCAGCUGCCACACUGAAACUUAUUAGAGACAAACUACCAAAGUUACCACCUCCACGUGCCAGUGACUCUGCAACUAGUGAGCCAGCAGCCUUGGAAGAGCCUGACAGUAAGAGAAAAAAACUAGAAGAAAGAGCUAAAGCUCCCUUCAUGCCUUUUGGAUUAGAUCUUCACUACUGGGGACAGGAUCAGCCAAAUGCUGGGAAGAUUCUCAAAUUUGCUUCUGAGCAUCGGUUUUGGGCCCCAAGUGAAGUAGAGGAAGAAGUAGAAAAUAAAGAAAUAAAUGAAAUGUUAAAAACUAGAUAUAUAACCUUUGCUGGCAAGUUUGAACCAGUCAAACAUAAAUGUCGAGCACCAAUGCCCAAUGGAAGUCUGUGUGAAAGACAAGAUCGGAUUAAGUGCCCUUUCCAUGGAAAGAUAAUUCCUCGGGAUGAAUCAGGGAUUCCCAUUAAUGCAGAGGACAGAGCCAGAGAGGAAAAGAUACGUCUUGAGAAGCAAGCAGCUCAGCCAGAUUGGCGAGAUGCAGAAUUCAUGAGAGAGGUUGAAGCAGCUACAGGAGUGGAUCUUGGUUCCUCUAAAAAUAAUGGAAAAGGAGGGAAGAAGAAAGGGAAGAAGAAAAAAUAUCCAAAUCUGACAGACCUGAAGCAGCAGGCUAACACUUCUUAUUCCCGGCUUGAGAAGAAAGUCUUCAAUAAAGGUGCUAUGAAACGUGUGGUGAAAGCAAUGAACCAAGUGGACCAAAGAAAGCAUGAGAAGUUUGCCAACCAGUUUAACUAUGCACUGAAUUAAAUUGUUCAUCUUCUUUGCCCUUCAUUUUGUUGCAAGAGUGCAAUUGCACAAAACCUUUAUCCUAAAUCUUCAUAUUUACACUAAAAUACUGUGCUAGGUGCAUUUUUACUGGGGUAAUUUUUGAAACUGUUUUCAACUUUAACUUAUUUGAUAAUGAACAUUAAUUUGGGCAAAGAUGUUGUGGUAUAGUAUGAAAUGCAUUUAACAAGCUGAUAAUUAUUUAAAAUGUAUAUGAAAUACAGCAUGCUCUGACUUGUACACGCUCUGGGUAAAAUGUUCAGGUUUUGGGGUUUUAUUUCUUCCUAAGGGACUCGUGGAAUUUAUACCUCCUUUGCCAACAUACAUGUUGUAAUUUGCCUCCACUUUCAUGCCUUCAGAAAAAAGAUGCCUUAGAAACCAUUAGACUUCUAGAGAUGACAACACAAAGGGUAUUUGCUCAGCCUACUAUUCUAGAAAAAGCAUACCACAUCAAGCAGCACAGUGGCUCCUGUAGUACUUCUAAAGGCCCCUUGUGUACACAUCAAAAAAAAAAAAAUCCGAAUCAACAGAUACCUUCAGAUAGGAGUAGAGUUUGAUUUCAGCAAACUGAAAUCCAGGAGCUAAUUCAAAUUUGGUAGCUGCGGCACUGGUGGAGAAGCUGAAAUGACAAAGGUCAUCUUGGUCUGCUUCUUGUCUUCCCAAGCUGGUAUCGCAGUAUCUUUCAGACCUCCUUCUGGAAAGCAUGUUGGAAAAGCUUGUAGAGAUACUCAGAAUGUGCUGCAGUUUAACUGAUACCAGAAAGCCCCAGUACAAAGUGAAAGUAGGAGGUUUUAAACAUUAUUCAAGUAGUAUACUCUACUAGUGAACUGCCUGGAUUGAAUCAGUUAAAAUUACAUCAGGCUCAAGCCUGAGAAUGCAUCUAAGGAUCCAGGUACAAACACGAGCAUCUGGACUCUUCUAACUCCAGAGAGUUAACAUAAAUACCGAGAUCAAGCAGCAGGAUCCAAUGUGGUUUGUUGUUAUUGGCUGUGUGCUUAACCAGCUUUGCUUGCUACAGUCCUGUCUUAAGCAAAGUGAACCAAACAUUGACCAGUUGUGCUUUUGCAAGGUUUCAUACAGCUUUAUAGGUGAAGGAAAUCCAGGGUAUCAAGGAGGACAGAGUGUUUGAGAAUCAAUUUCAAAGUGAACUGCAAAAGUCUUUGAUAAAAUGCUGAAUACGAAUUAGAAUGGGUUCUCUACAGCCUUAGCUCAGUUGCUCAGAUGUUGGAGGUGUUUUCUCAUGCAUCAAAAGACUAUAAGAAUGGAAAAAAAAAAUAAAUCUGAACUACUCAGUGUAACUUCUGACCACUGCAGACAAAAGCUAAUUUACAGUUCUGCCACAUACUUUUGACUUGCUUAAAAUCAAGUAUUGCUUAAAAAACAAUUAAUGCUGAAUCUUGAUAGUUUAUCUUGAGAGCUCUGCAGUUUAGAAGACAAUUUCCUCUUCAACACAGUUAUUUAGAAGAUCUGCUUCUAAACUACCAGAAAUAAAAUAAUAAAGAGCCAGAAUUUCAAAAGAUACCUAUUGCACUGAAGAGCAAAGCCAAUUCUACUAUCAGUAGUAAACUUGACAGUGAAGACUUCAGGUGAUACUGUAGACAAGGACAAACCAAGUUCAUCACCUGGUCAGUUGAAUCAACUGCUAAACUGAUUUUAUUUCUGAUUAAGGAUAAAGACACACACAAAAAAAAAAGCAAAACCAACACCACCAGAACACUGCACAUUUGAAUGUAGUGUAGAUCAUUGGAUGCUGCAAUCCCAGAACAGUCUAGAUGAAACUGGUUUGUCUUGGAGAUUAAAAUUCAGAGGAGCUACAAAGGUCAUUGUGACACUAUUCCAGAGAUGCUUGAGCCUGUGCAGACUGAAGGUGUUCAUUUAUAAGUCCUGUUUUCUGUCUUCCAUGUAAAAGGUAUGGCGCUUAUAUCAUGCAUUGGCACUUAACCCUUCUGUGCUGUGAACAUGAGAUGUCAGCACUAGAAAAUUUUCAGCAAACAGUAGGUGCACUUUACCCCAUGCAGUUCCCAUUUGGGGCCUUUAGUGAAAUGAAAAAAAAAAAGUUCAAAACAAAACAAAAACAAACAAACAAACAAACAAACAAACAAACAAAGACCAAGAUUGGAAAGGGAAAUGGUAGAAAUCUGUGAGGAAAAAAAAAAAAGUGUGCUUAGUGUAAAUAUUGCUCCAUUAUGAUGCUACUCAGUCAUAUCAGUUAUAGAAUUAUCAGCUGAAAUUUCCUUCCUGGACCUGAGUGUUCCAAUCCACCAGCUAGACCUGAUCCUAUAGUGUGAUCUAUAUGCUCUCCUCCUUUCUUUAUUAAAAACACGCAUGCAAAAAGGUGUUCUUCUGGAGAGUCUCUUUCACCCAGAAAGAGAAUUUGCAGAAUUAAGGUUUCCUAGCAAGUGGCUUGUGAAUGGCUGAGACAGGGGUGCAUGGACUUUGGACCAUGUUAGUAAUGACAUUUUUAAAGCUCCUCUACUCUUUGCAUUUUUUCUGGUUUUAUUGCAAGAGCGUUCCUUGUCAGGUGGGUAAUAUACCCAGCUGGAUAGGAAUUUUUGCUAAUGAGCAUUCUCAUUAGACCUGAUCAGACAUAAUUCAGAGGAUUUGGAGAGCUUUCUCCUUUUGCUAGGUUUAUCUGUAGUUCUGCUGAGGAAGAUUUUUAAAAAGGCAUCCAUCUCCAACGAUCCAGCAUACCUUCAUUAAAUAGAGAUCCUUUUAAGUUCAAAAUAAAUCAAUCUAGCUUUUAGAUGAGCCACACUUCUCUGUGUGUCAUGUCACAGCAGUUUACAAAUUUGAGGCCUGUGAGCUCACCAGCUUUUCAAACGUCUUCGUUGCUAAACUGUGUGACAUUUCUACUGGAACUUCUCAAUUCCUGUCCUCAGGGCUUCUGGGAACUAAAAAAAAAUUAAAAAUGCAAGUAUCAUUCACAUAA
This is a messenger RNA of Tyto alba (common barn owl), 5339 nucleotides long. It is a transcript of the gene UVSSA, whose product is annotated as UV stimulated scaffold protein A. Bases 62 to 2392 code for a protein of 776 amino acids. Gene Ontology annotation, molecular function: RNA polymerase II complex binding. The record is from RefSeq and is a predicted model, not a curated record. Gene Ontology annotation, biological process: response to UV; transcription-coupled nucleotide-excision repair. Gene Ontology annotation, cellular component: chromosome. Lineage: Eukaryota; Metazoa; Chordata; Aves; Strigiformes; Tytonidae. The transcript has 13 exons.